GCGGGGCGUCGCGGGGAAGUCUCUGUCAGGGUCGCAGAAAGCCGGUGCUUCUCGCAAGCCUUCUCUCUUCUCCCCUUUUCGGGUCACUUUCGCCGGAGAGGCUUCCUCUGGAGCUAACAUGUCGUCUGAUUCAGAAGUUUCUUACUCUAGCACUGUGGAGGAGAGCGGAAGUUCAAAAUUUAUCAAAAAGUCCAAAGAGUCUCCGUUUGUUCCUAUUGGCAUUGCAGGUUUUCUAGCCGUUGCAGCCUAUGGGAUCUAUAAAGCAAGGCAGAGAGGAGACACCAAACUGUCCGUGCACUUGAUUCACACGCGUGUGGCGGCGCAGGGCUUUGUUGUUGGGGCCAUGACUUGUGGUGUGGCUUACGCCAUGCUUCGAGAGUACUGGGCCAAACCCAAGGCCUAGGAAGGGGGCCCGUUGAUCAGAGAAGCUCCGGUGUGCGCUGUUGUUCUUAUGUACUCCAAGGGUAGACCUCACAUGGAAAUGCUGCUACAGUGCGAUGGAGGGCAUGAUUUUCACGUUGUGCAUGAAACGCACAGUGUCGAGUUCUGUGUUGCCUGUGUUCCCCUAGAUAGUUUCUCUGUUUCAAGAGAGGCCAUAAAUGCUUUUUAAUAUAUAUAUAUAUGUAUAAAGCAGAGAACAACACUUUUCAGCACGCAUACACGGCACCUGUGAAGGAGUGGUUCAGAAUUUCACCUUGAGAAAUUGGUUGUGGCUUGAAAAGACAAGCAAGGAAAGGGGCGAAGGAGGGAACAUGCCAUGCUCCGUAAGAACAACAAGAGCGAUCGUUUCUCUUAUUUUUUUUAAACUCCCAUUGAACAAACCUUGCAGAACAUUAACUUGUUAACAUAUGAGCCUUAUCCAUUGAUUAAGCUUUUUUAAAAUCUUUCAUUGUUACAGUUUUAAGUGUGGAGGUUUCAAACCUUUGAGCAAGCACCUUAAAUAUCUCAAAUACACCUCACUUUUGUGGUGUGUGAUGUCAUGUUUCUAUUAAGGGCUCACGUAGCGAUAAUUUGGGGGUGUUGUUGCAAGACCUUAUACUCCAGAGGGGGAGAAAAUGUGGCCCUCCAGAUCUCCUCAGAGCCCUCGUUUGCACGCACUGGCAUUCAGUGACCGCUGUAGGGUCUCCCUUUCUCCCUCUCUGUUGUACUCGGAAAAUUCUAGCAGCAAAACAAUUGCCAAGACCAUUGAAGCAGUAGAUUGCGCCAGGUAAACAGCCAAAGGCCAUCUUUACCUAAUGCCCCCCAAAGGCUAGCUUGCAGGCAAGUCGGAAGGGACGCAAUGGCACAAAACAAAGUUAGCCAAAAUGCAUUGCUCCCGGCUUGGUCGCCUCCCCUCCGUGGAUGUGCGGUCUUCAGAGGUUGUGAUCCGACUGCAUGCCACAGAGGCGCAGUGGGAGACGAGCUCUCGCCUGCCCUUCUGCUUGAGGAGAGGCUUAGGCAGAGCCUGGCCAUGCAAAGAGUUGGAGUCGAGCAAAGCUACCCAGGACCUCACUGUUUUCUGAGCAAAUUGGCCUCUGGAUCAAUCCGAGGUCUUCCUUGUGGCAGAAGCAUUUUAAAAAAAUGUGUCCAGGGCCCAACUCGCACUUGGUGUAUUCCCCCUCACUUCCCUCAAUCAUGCAGUGUAGCCCUUUGUUAACACUCUGACAACUAGUAGACGAGCUUUCAACCGGGGCUACAGUGGAAUUGAACAUCUGUAGAGUUUUCAUCAACCUGCCUGCACUUCUUUGGUUUUUUGUGGUGCUGUGAGAGUCGGUGAUCACUGGAGUGUAACCCUAACCCCUGAUUCCGAUUUCAUUAAAUAAUACGUACGUAAGAACAA
Messenger RNA from Pogona vitticeps (central bearded dragon), 1819 nucleotides. RefSeq names its product HIG1 hypoxia inducible domain family member 1A (gene HIGD1A). Gene Ontology annotation, cellular component: mitochondrion. Gene Ontology annotation, biological process: mitochondrial respirasome assembly; negative regulation of apoptotic process. The record is from RefSeq and is a predicted model, not a curated record. NCBI's taxonomy places the organism in Eukaryota, Metazoa, Chordata, Lepidosauria, Squamata, Agamidae.